UGGGAAGAGGAGCGUCUUUGUCAUCCAACCGCCACCGCCGCCUUCUCCGCUGGGGGCGGGACCAGCCGGACUCCGAUUCUUCUUUCGCAGGGGCUGCAUUUUCCCAUCGGAGAGCGGGACUUGGUAGUACCCCCAAUUAGGACAGCCUUUGCCAGAAGAGGGAAAGAAAGAGCACAGAAAGCAAAGAUGGAACACUCACCUUGCCCAGAAGCAGAAAGAGGUCCAUAUAUCAUCCAUGCUGGGAGCCCUGGGGAAUUCUGGGAAAGAACAGUGCAGAAUGUCCUGGGCAAGGAGGACACCCUUAGCUCAGAUGUGAAGCGCCAGCAUUUCAGGCAGUUCUGCUACCAGGAGUCCAAAGGGCCCAGAGAUGUUUGCAGGCAACUCCACAGUCUUUGCUGUCAGUGGCUGAAGCCGGAGCAACACACAAAGAAUGAGAUCUUGGACCUGGUGAUCCUGGAGCAGUUCUUGGCUGUCCUUCCACCAGAGAUGGAGAACUGGGUGAGGGAAUGUGGAGCGGAGACCACUUCCCAGGCGGUGGCCCUGGCCGAAGGUUUCCUCCUGAGCUGGGCAGAGGACAAGAAGCAGGCAGAACAGCAGAUCAUGGGUCUGUUUGCAGAAGAGGCCACUGAUUUCCUGGAGUCACAGAAGGCGCCAUCAGGGGCCAGAGAAUGUUCUCUGCAAAGGGGGAACGUUCAGGAGAGUGACAGAUGUGCUAGUUCACUUGGUGACGGGACUCUGCUGUCAAGGCCUCCUCGGUCACCUCUUCUUUGUGGUGGAGAAGAAGCAGCUGCUGUGGAAGCGGAUCAGGGUCCCGUGUCCUUUGAGGAGGUGGCUGUGUGUUUCACGGAGGAGGAGUGGGCUCUGCUGGAUCCUGACCAGAGGGCUCUGCACAGGGAAGUCAUGGAGGAGAAUGGUCGGAUUGUGGCCUCUUUCGGUUGUGAAAGCAAAACUGAGAAUCGGGAAGAACUACAUGGGGAGUUUCCAGCAAGAGACACAUGUAUAAAGGGGGAGCAGCAGAGAAUGAAAACUGAAACUAAAUCCACAUCUUCUCAAGGCACUGUCUACCGUCAAAUUGCAAUCCAAGAAAGAAUGGAAAAUAGAACAGAAGAAAGUACGUGCCGUUUGUGUUGGUUAGGUUUCCAUCCUAAAUCAACACUUAAAACUCAAUGGAAAAAGCAAACCGGGGAGAAACCAUUUGAAUGCUUGGAAUGUGUAAAGAGAUUUCAUCAACAAAUAAAUCUCACUGUUCAUCAAAGAAUUCACACAGGGGAGAAAUCAUAUAAAUGCUUGGAGUGUGGAAAGAGUUUCUGUCGGAAGAGACAUCUCGCUUCUCAUCAAAGACUUCACACAGGGGCGAAGCCACCUACAUGCUUGGAGUGCGGAAAGAGCUUCUCUUGGAAGUCAGAUCUUGCUGUGCAUCAAAUAAUUCACAGAGGGGAGAAACCUUUUAAAUGUUUAGAGUGUGGAAAGAGCUUCAUACAUAAGAGAAGUUUCACUCGGCAUGAAAUAAUUCACACGGGAGAGAAACCACAUAGAUGCUUGGAGUGUGGAAAGAGUUUCUGUCAAAAGACAGAUCUUGCUUCUCAUCAUAGAAUUCACACAGGGGAGAAACCUUUCAAAUGUUUGGAGUGCGGAAAGAGUUUCAUACAUAAGAUAAGUCUCACUCGGCAUCAAAUAAUUCACACGGGAGAGAAACCACAUAGAUGCUUGGAGUGUGGAAAGAGUUUCUGUCAGAAGACACAUCUUGCUUCUCAUCAAAGAAUCCACACAGGGGAGAAAGCUUUUAAAUGUUUGGAGUGCGGAAAGAGCUUCACACAUAAGGUAAGUCUCACUGUGCAUCAAAGUAUUCAUACAGGGGAGAAACCGCAUAGAUGCUUGGAGUGUGGAAAGAGUUUCUGUCACAAGAACAGUCUUGCUUCUCAUCAAAGAAUUCACACAGGGGAGAAACCAUAUAAAUGCUUGGAGUGUGGAAAGAGCUUCUUUCGAAAGAAAGAUCUCACUGCUCAUCAAGGAAUUCACACGGGAAAAAACGCAUAGAUGCUUGGAGUGUGGAAAGAGCUUCACCCAUAAGGUAAUUCUCACUUGGCGUCAAAGAACUCACACGGGAGAAACUGCACAGAUGUUUGGAGUGUGGAAAGAGUUUCUGUCGGAAGUCACAUCUUCUCAUCAAUGAAUUCAUACAGGGGAGAAAACAUUUAAAUGCUUGGGAGUGUGGAAAGAACUUCUCUUGGAAGAUGGUUCUCACUACUCAUAAAAAAAGUAACAUGGGAGAAUGCAUAAAUGCUUGGAGUGAGGAAAGAGCUUCUGUCAGAAGCUGAGUCUUGCUGCUCAUCAAAGAAAUCACAGAAGGGUGAAACUGUAUAAAUACUUGGACAGUGAAUAGAGCUUCUGUAAUGAGAGCCAUCUGAAUGGCCUUCUCAUUUAUGGCUCCCUGUCUGUGGAAUGCUCCCCCCAGUGAUGUCCACCUGGCACCUUGACUGACAUUUUUUUCUGAGCCAUGCAAACACUUACCUUUUCCUCCAGGCCUUUGAUGGUCUGAGCUGAAAAAGUGUUAAUGUAUUUUUUUUAUGUUUGUAAAUGUAAGCCAUUUGGAGGUCUUUUAGGUAACAAGUGACUAAUAAGUUUCAUUCUCAUCAAAGAAUUUCCACAGGAGGAAAAACUAUAUAAGCGGUUGGAAUGAGGAAUAUGAAUCUGACAUAGUUUAAUUCCUAUUCCAGGUUGGAGCUAAGAUAUUGAAGGAUGUGACCUGAAGGGAAAACAUUUCUGCCCUCAAGAAUUACUUUUUAAGAUAUUUUAAAGGCUUUUUUAAAAGGUGUUUUUAAAGAUUCUUUGUUUUAAUAUGUUUUAAAUCUUUUAUGUUAUUUUAGAGUGUUUUUAGUGUUGGUGUUUGUUGCCCUGGGCUCCUACGGGGAGGAAUGGCCAGUCUAAAUUUAGUAAAUGAAUAAAUAAAUAACCUCCUUCAGCAAAGCUGACACUGAAGAUUUUGCAGACCGAGACGGAGGAGGAAAUGUAGCUUCCCUCCUUGGUGCAGAGUAUCCAAGGCUCAAAAAAACAUUUUGACACCUCCCCAAUUCAGAAAAUCCCACAAGUAAGUAAAGUUUAUUUCCAGGGCCAAAGGCCAACGGAAUACAGAAUCUAUACAGACCAAUGUACAAGAUUAAAAUAGAAUCUAAUAAAAAACAUUCUAAAUAAAUUACUGCUAAACACAAAACAUAAGGUCACAUUGAUAAAACUUUGACUAUGGAUUUGCUCCAUUGUUAUCAGAGUCAAGGAAUCAGGGAACUUUUAAAAUUGGCCCUUAGAUUUCGGGCAGCUAUGGUGAACAACGAAACAUUGUAUGUGAUCUCAGGAUUAGAAUCAGACAUUAAAAUUUUUAUUUGUUCCUCAAUUGAGAUCGACCUGUCAUAAUACAACCAAUUCCUAAGAAAUCUAGUUCGAGGAUUAUGAUAUAUUGGACAAAAGAAUAAUAUAUGGGGAAGAUCUUCAUCAGAAGAACCGCAGAUACAAAGCCUUUGGGCAUUAGGGGUAUCGGAAAGCCAACCUUCUCUAACUGCAUUAGGCAGCGAGAAGAAACGCAAGGCAGUAAAGGCUUGUCUUAAAGCUAUGGGGAGAGAGGAUAAAAGGUAAAGUGAACAUUCAGAGUCAAGCUUAAAACUCCAGAACCAUGGAGCAGCCUUGGAGUUGAUGAGCGAUAAUCUAUCGACUUUGUGGGAGUGAUGGAAGAUGACUUUUUGAAGGCAGAUGGGGUUUGAGAUCGAAUUAAAUUCCCAAGGAGAAAUAUGAUAAUUACAGAUCAAAUUCCCUAGAUUGUUAUUCCACAGUUUGGAAGCCAAAGGUUGAAUAGUGCACAAGUGCCUGUUCUCCCUCCUGGGCAGGAAAAUAAUAAUUUCAGUGGCUGCCUUUUCCUGACACCCAAGGUCCGCUGUCUGCCCAAUGGUAGGGCUGGCUCCUUCCCUGCCCAUCAGGCCUCUUCCCCAACCGCUCCCUGGCACAGGGCUGGGAAGCCUUAUUGGCUCCAGGGGAAAGGUCUUUGUCUGGCCCCACCCUGCAGGCCAACCUUGACAGGUGGCAGGGCAACCCACAUGUCAAUCAUAUGAUGCCCCACCCAUCAACCCCUUGCACUUGCAAAACGUGCCUCGUGCCAAUCCUUUAAAACUCACAAAAGGAUCACUACAGGGUGGGGUUUGCAAGUGUCCCUGCGGCCCACCCCUUUCAAGCUGAGGUUGCAGAGCCUGGAAAUAGGCUGCAGAGAGGAUUGGAAGUCUUUGUAAUCUUUGAUUCUGAGAUUGAAAGGAUCAGUGCCAAGCCUCCCUGCGGACCUCCUUCCAGAUUCUGAAGUUGAGCUGACCGCUUCAACCUCCAAACAGGAUCACAGCGAGGCCAGGUCUAAAAAAAAGCAAAAAUGGGUCUGCUAGCUUUCACCACAUGCGCCUGUUCCCUGGAAGAAAGCAGGCAGGCAGGUGUGUGUGUGUACGGGACAAAAAUGUGAGGUUUCAGGGAGAUCUUUUAAAAAAUGCUUAAUACCCUCCUUGGGAGGAUUGUGCCCCUGUAGCCUUAGUGGAUGAGCCACCACAACACUUGACAACCAAGGUGAGGAAAAACAUUUCUAACCUGUCCUUCCUUCCCACAGAGCCCAGCGUUCCCUUAGAGACAGCUCUCCUUUGCAGAUAUUUAUCUCCGUAAAACCACAACUUCUGCAACAGCAGCGUACAAAAGAGUUCUUCUGCCAGAAAAAAAAAUCCAGCCUCAGCCUUCUGAGAACAAAGAUUAACAGAAAAAGUCAACCAGAUGAUGAAUUAAGCAGAAUCUGAAACAAAAUAUGUGUCCCCCCUCCCAACAAAGAAACCCCCCACUUGUUUUCAUCCCGUAACAGUUAAUGCAUUCUCAGGCAGAGGUGUGGAAAACAACCUAAAACUCUGAUGUGGACUGGAAGGGGAUCCCCAUUUUAUUUAUUUAUUUAUUUGUUUUAUUUAAAAUAUUUCUAUCCCACCCUUCCACCCUAUAAUAGGGCACUCAGGGCGGCUUACAAAAAUAAAAUCAAACAUGUACAUAAUAACAUUGUAAACAGUAAAAUCACAAUAACAUUAAAAUAAAAUACAAAAUGCAAUAUAUAUAUAUCCGCACACACGACACACACACAUAUAUAUACAUAUAUAUAGGGAUUGGUACUGAAGGGACUACAAAGGUAAAAUUUAACGUAGAAGGCAUAAAAUCAGUGUCAGGCCCUACCUUCAGUCCCUCCCAAAGGCUCUCUGGACAAGAUCGUUUUCAGAAGUCUCCGGAAAACCAACAGGGAGGGAGCAGAGUGGACUUCUUGGGGUAGGGUAUUCCAAAGCUUGGGGGCCACAGCUGAAAAAGCUCUCUCCCACGUGCCUGUUAAUUUAACAUAUUUCACUCCAGGCACGCAGAGGAGACCAGAGGCAGAUGAUCUUAAAUCCCGGGCAGGUACAUAUGGGUGUAAGCGGUCCCUCAGGUACAUUGGUGCAAGGCCGUUUAGGGCUUUAAAGGUGAGAACCAGCACUUUGAAUUGGGCCCGGAAACAAAUGGGGAGCCAGUGGGUGUUACGCUCCCUGCGCCGUGCUCCAGUUAACAUUCUAGCCACAGCUUUGCAGCCCAAAGGAGUAAGGGUCCCUGCCCCCCAAAGUACCCACUACAGAAGUCAACGUGUGUUACUGCAAGCUCUAUUGUGUGUUUUCCAUCCAAGGAACUACCAUUUGUUGACAAAUGUUUUUCAUAGAGGAGUUGGAAGGGACCUGUAAGACCACUGAGUUCAACCCCCUGCUCAAGGCAGGAAUCCAGCUUAAAAGUGUACCUGAUGGGAGCUGUCCAGCUGCCUUGAACGCCUCCAGUAUUUAUGUUUAUGUACUCAUCUGUGCAACCUCCCUAAGAGGAUGGGCCGCUCUUUCAGUUUACAGAGGAGACAAACUGAGGCAAUUCAGGCACAACGAGCCCCAAAGUAUAGACCUUUAGCUACAGAGCAGUGGUUCCCAUACUUUUUCUCCCCACGGGCCCCUUAAAAAUUGCUGAUGGUCUUGGAGGGCCACUUAAUGAUUGACCCGCCUGCACUGUGCCAUAUUGCUGUGUGAUUUUUAAUUGUAUUUUUAUUGCACCCUUUAUUUCUCAUACUGUAUUUUAUUGCAUUGAUACAGUGCCAUGCAAAAGUAAUCAG
Messenger RNA from Rhineura floridana, 6169 nucleotides. RefSeq names its product zinc finger protein 586-like. Gene Ontology annotation, biological process: regulation of transcription by RNA polymerase II. Gene Ontology annotation, molecular function: DNA-binding transcription factor activity, RNA polymerase II-specific; RNA polymerase II cis-regulatory region sequence-specific DNA binding. The coding region runs from base 187 to 2037 and encodes 616 amino acids. The record is from RefSeq and is a predicted model, not a curated record. NCBI's taxonomy places the organism in Eukaryota, Metazoa, Chordata, Lepidosauria, Squamata, Rhineuridae. The transcript has 6 exons.